GCUCCAACUGGAAACGUCGGGACCGAGGGACCGGGGCGGGGAAGCCCGAGGGCGUGGGCGGGCUCGCGGGGCUCAGUGCGCGCAGGCUGUGGCUCCCGGGGGCGCAUUUGGAUGUCGGCUACAUGGGAGGCGGCGCUGCUGCCCGAGAGCCGGGGGCGGAUGCGCGGGGCCUGGGCGGCCGCCAGAAGCUAGUUUUCCUUUGCGCCUGGUUUGUGAGAGACCACGAUGACACUCAGCGGCUUCCCUUGUUUGCAGUCAGCAGUCUGCCACAUGCCAGCGGAACACAGAGUAUCCCGAAUGAUAAUCUCACCCAUGGUGAGGGCACUCUUUCUGAAGAGGAAGGCUUCGCUAUGGAAGAUGAGGAUUCUGAUGGGGAACUAAAUACCUGGGAGCUGCCCGAAAGGGUGUCCAGUGCCCCACCCAAGGAACAGGCUGCUGACCUUUUUACUGAGGACUGGGACUUGGAGUUGAAAGCAGACCAAGGGAAUCCAUACGAUGCUGACGACAUCCAGGGUUGCAUUACUCAAGAGAUCAAACCAUGGGUAUGUUGUGCCCCACAAGGAGACAUGAUCUAUGACCCCAGUUGGCACCACCCGCCUCCGCUGAUACCCCACUAUUCCAAGAUGGUGUUUGAAACAGGACAGUUUGAUGAUGCGGAAGACUGAGCCUGCAGAUUCUUUGCCUGGUGGGUGGGUGGGCCAUGCAAACACAAGGUCUCUUCCUUUUGUUGAGGUGAGAGGCCGUAUCUGAAGAAGCAUUCCCAGUGAUCCCUGAGGCUAGCACACAGGAAAGUGUUAAGUGAGGUCAUGCUGCCCUUCAGUUUUGUUGCUGUUGUUGUUUUCAAUGAGUCCUCCUUGGAAUGUGUGUUUGUGUCAUCAAGGAGAGUUGUGUUCUUUUUAAAUAAAGGUGGAAAAAAACGCUUUUGGUCUUAAC
This is a messenger RNA of Erinaceus europaeus (western European hedgehog), 933 nucleotides long. It is a transcript of the gene COPRS, whose product is annotated as coordinator of PRMT5 and differentiation stimulator. Bases 123 to 665 code for a protein of 180 amino acids. NCBI's taxonomy places the organism in Eukaryota, Metazoa, Chordata, Mammalia, Eulipotyphla, Erinaceidae. The record is from RefSeq and is a predicted model, not a curated record. Gene Ontology annotation, molecular function: histone binding. The transcript has 4 exons. Gene Ontology annotation, cellular component: nucleus.